AUGUCAUAUAAAUGCCCUUUUUGUCCAAGGUACUUUAGCACAAGGUCUGCAUACACUCAAUAUAAGAAUUUUUGUACUCCGCUUAAUAACGAUAGUAGCGAUAGUGAAGAAUUAGAAGAAUUUGAACAUAAAACUAAUAAUCAUGAUAUCAAGAUGGUCCGUGAAGAUUCAUGCGAAGAUCUUUCUGAUAAUAAAAGUACAGACUCGGAAAUAAAUAAUCAGAGUUUUCAAAGUAUGAUGUCAAUUUCAGAGGUUGGUGAAAUUGAUCAAAAUAUAGAAGAAAUAGACCACGAUGAAAAUGAAAAUGUCUUUGAAAAUAUCUUGGAAGAUUCUGAUUCAGAAUUGAAUGAAGAAGAAUCCAAACCAGAAAUUAAUGUUAAUUACCCAAGUGAAGCAUAUGGUAAUUUAAUGGCAUUAGUUACGAAACAUAAACUUAACAAUGCGACAAGAAAUGCUAUAAUUAAAUUCUUUAAUAAACAUGCAAAUUUAGAUAAAUCACCUCUUCCAAGAUCUAUCGAACAAGGCAGCAAAUAUAUGGAUAAUAUGAAACUACCAAAUUUAAAUUAUACUAAAACUAACAUAUCACAAAAUUUUGCGUUAACUUUUGAGAAAGUUGAGCAUAACGGUGAAAGGGAGUUUAGCGAACAAAAUACUGGGAUAUGGUGGGAAAAUGCGGAAAAAUCCCUGCCACCUGGUGCCAGGCUUUUAUCUUUAAUAUUAUAUUCUGACGCUACAAAUGUUGACACACUAGGAAAAACGUAUCUGCUGAUCUUAAAAUCUAAUAAUAUUACUGAAAGGAAGUCUGAAACAUUUAAGAUUGCUGUUCGCGAAUGCUUCCAUAAAUCUUUGGAAUUGUUACUAGACCCUUUAUUAAAAUUAAAUAAAAAUGGCAUUGAUCUAUUUUUAAAUAACGAAAUAAUUUGGUUUUAUCCUAGAGUUUCAGCUAUGAUAUCUGACUGGCCGGAAGCUGCAACGUACUGUCUUACAUACAAAUCACCAAUGUCGAAACGUCCUUGUUAUUUUUGUCUAGUCACAAGAGACAAUCUUGCUGAUCUUAAUUUACAAAUUGAUGAUAUAACACCACGAACUCAUGUUAAUAUGCAGCAGUAUUUUAAUUAA
Messenger RNA from Rhizophagus irregularis DAOM 181602=DAOM 197198, 1119 nucleotides. Lineage: Eukaryota; Fungi; Glomeromycota; Glomeromycetes; Glomerales; Glomeraceae. The record is from RefSeq and is a predicted model, not a curated record.